GCAUCCUAGUAAAGUACUCAUGCCCCGCAUUAUAACACGUGACACGAGAUACAGGGUCCAGCGAUAUAUCUUGUCUGGCUCAAACUCUCACACAUGGUGACACACUGACAGAGAAGACUUCAGAUAAAGUUAAAAGUACUAUAUAUAGCAUUUGAGCCGAUGUUAAGCCCAUAUACGGUAAGCCCAAUAUGUUUAUUAUUUCUCUUAAAAAGAAAAGAAAAAAAAACAAAUUUUCGAGGACCAAUCGAGUAAAGCGAAGAUGAGCCGCAAGAGAGAAAACCCCUACACAUACCGCCACACACCGGCGCGAAUCUCGAAACGCCGGCGACCUUGGGCACCUCCUCCGUCGUUAGAAACCAAUGAGAUCAUCGACAAGCCGACCGCAAAACCUCCGCCGCCACCGGCUCUGGUCGUCUCCGGACUUCCCGCCAACUGCUCAGUCUUGGAGCUGAAAUCUCGAUUCGAGAUCUACGGAUCAAUCUCCAGGAUCCGAAUCGACAAAGACGGAGUCGGAUCCGUCUCGUAUCGCACCGCCGAGUCAGCGGAAGCCGCCAUCGCCGGUAGUCACGAGCCUUCGUUCGGUAUCUCCAUCGAUUCCAAAAAGUUGGAGGUGGCUUGGGCGACGGAUCCGUUGGUGGGGGAAGAAAAGGAGAAGACGUCGCCGUGGUUGUCGUCGAAGCUUGUGCGAGCUGAGAUGUCGUUAAGAAAACAUGGGAGAAGGAAUAGGCUAGCGUCGACUAUUGUCAACCCGAGAAGUCAAUCUCCGGCAACGAGAAGGGAGGUUAAAGACAGAGAUAUUGUAGCCUACGACGAUAUUCUUUAACACUUACUAGAAAAGAUAGUAACUUUUUUUUCUUCUCUGUGAAAGAACUCUGAUUCUUUUCCAUUUUAUUUUUGCAAAGAUGUGUAUGUUAUAUAUGUACGAAUUUAGCGAAGUCUUUUUUUUUUUCCUUUUUGAGCUUUCACAGUAAACCUUGGUUCUUUCUCUAUCUAGAAACUCUACAAAAGUCAAAAAGUUUUGUACCAUUUAAGAAUGUAAUCUAUCAAAUGAUCCGAACUC
This is a messenger RNA of Brassica rapa (field mustard), 1060 nucleotides long. RefSeq lists its product as uncharacterized. Lineage: Eukaryota; Viridiplantae; Streptophyta; Magnoliopsida; Brassicales; Brassicaceae. The record is from RefSeq and is a predicted model, not a curated record. Gene Ontology annotation, molecular function: RNA binding.